AUGGCAGCCGAUCAGAAUAAUGGAGGAGAUGCAAGAAAGGUUCUUGGUGAUCUCACUGCACCCACUUCUGACUUCUAUGGAAGAACUGGGCAUUCAACACCCACUCAAGACUUCCCUAUUGAAGAACUCAAGGCAAAUAAGGCUCACAAGGAGAAUAUAGAAGUUCCAAUGAAUGCCUUGUUGCAAUUCAUGGAUUAUGAGGAUCAUUCCUCCUCUGAUGAGGAAGAGGAAACUAAGGAAGUGCAAAUUGCUUGGUACCUAGGAGUCCUCAUAAAGCUAAUUUCCAAGUUAUUUGGAACAGAGACAUUGGAGGAAGAACCUCCAUUGCUCACCAAGGAACUCAAUGCCUUGGUUCAACAGAAACUACCUCAGAAGCUGCUGGAUCCCGAACGCUUCCUAAUUCCUUGCACCAUAGGAACCAUUAACCUUGAGAAGAUGGCAGACAAGUCAAUGAAAAAGGCAUUUGGUCUAGUAGAGGAUGUCUUAGUAAAAGUUGAGGACCUUUACAUCCCUACAGAUUUUACAAUCAUGGAUACUGGGGAGGAAAAGGACGAAUUCAUCAUUCUUGGAAGACCCUUCCUAGCCACUGCCAAUGCCAUCAUUGAUGUAGCAAAGGGAGAGCUGAUUCUACAGUUAUCGGAGGACCACAUCUUAUUCAAGAUGCCUAACACCAACUCUUCCUCUGAUAAAAGAGAGACAGUUAUGCAACACUUAGUGUUCCAACCCUCUCUCUGUGUAAAACUAUAUAGAUCUCCCAGACACCAAUUCUAA
Messenger RNA from Arachis stenosperma, 771 nucleotides. RefSeq lists its product as uncharacterized. The transcript is spliced from 3 exons. The record is from RefSeq and is a predicted model, not a curated record. Bases 1 to 771 code for a protein of 256 amino acids. Lineage: Eukaryota; Viridiplantae; Streptophyta; Magnoliopsida; Fabales; Fabaceae.